AUGAGUCUUGACCCGAAGAAGCGGUCACUCAUCGGAGCCCGCGCUGCUCUCCUCCGUCUCGUCAGCUUCACCACGUCAGAGGAGGAUAUGGAUGAUUUCUGCUCCACUGAGAAGACUGUGGUGGCCAGUGCCAACCGCGAGCCUCUCCGCACCCCAUCUAUCCAGAGCCCAAUGGUUGACAACGGCGCCUUCCCCUGGACCAAGGCCCUGCACACCACUCCCCCCAAACCUAUCCGCCAGCUCAGCGUCAUCCCCGACGACGAGAGCUACUCGGAAGACCUCUUCUCCAAGUCUGGUGGAACAGCCGGGUGGUUCUCCGGGUCCAUCGAGGCACCGUCCUUCUCUUCGACCUUCAACUCGACUUUGACCAUGGGUACGUCGAUGAAGUCCAUGGCCAUUCAACGUCCGGUUCCCGCCGUGUCUCGACCACCUCCUCGCACCUCUGCCAUCAGUGGCUCUCUCCCCGUCACCAUGUCCAAGCCUCGCAAUGUUCACUCGUCCGGAUCCCUUGGGUUCGGUCGUCUCAGUGAUGUCGUAUCCAAGAGCUGGAGCGACAUGUGGGACGAGGACAUUGAAGAAGAGGAAGAAGAGGCUCGCCAGCAACUCGAGUCAUUGCGUGCCAUGAACUCCAGGACCUGGAGCCAAGAGAGCAAGUCGGCAGAGGCGGACCAGGCCACUGUCGUCGCCGACAACGCGUCUGUCGUGCACAACGACGUCGAUGACGACCUGGUCGCAGACGGCUUCUUCUUCCAGGAGGCUCCUGCUCCCAAGCCGUCCACGGUGGACCUUUCGACCCGUUACUCCCCCCCUCCCAAGCGCAGCAACGUUGACAAGUGGGCUGUCCUCGGCCAGCGACGUCGAGCCUUAGCCGGACAGUCAGAACCAAACAAAACGCCUGACUGGCUCAAGCCUCGUCGGCCAUCGGUCACGGCGCAUCAGCCAACACCCGUCACGGGGUUCUGGGAGCAGUAUGGAUUACACAUUCAGACUCCAAACAAGACUGUGAAGGAACGAAACAAGGAUUGCCCAUGGAACAAGGGCAGAGAUUGGAAUUACUGGCGCCGAGACAAACGUUCAGAACUCGGUGACGUCGAGUGGGUUGGCGGCUGGCAGGAGGCUCACUCCUAG
This is a messenger RNA of Verticillium alfalfae VaMs.102, 1128 nucleotides long. RefSeq lists its product as hypothetical. Lineage: Eukaryota; Fungi; Ascomycota; Sordariomycetes; Glomerellales; Plectosphaerellaceae. The transcript has a single exon. The coding region runs from base 1 to 1128 and encodes 375 amino acids. The record is from RefSeq and is a predicted model, not a curated record.